UUUCUUCUUCUUCUUCAUUUUUCUCUCUCACUGAUCCAAAUGACAAAACCCAACUCUCUAAUUUUCUCUCUCUUACUUCUCAUUUUCAAUUUCUCUUACCUAAUUAUUAAUGUCUCGCCGGCGCCGGUAACUCACACCGUUUCUAAAGAUCAAAUUACUUGUACUAUGUGUGACGCCUGUGAAAACCCAUGUCAACCCAUAUUCUCUCCUCCUCCGCCGUCUCCUCCGCCGCCAUCUCCUCCGCCGCCGGUGCAGCAAGAAUGUCCGCCGCCGCCUGCUCCACCACCACCUCCGGUGAAGCCUGACUGUCCGCCGCCGCCUGUUCCUAAUUACUACUCACCACCACCCCCAUCUCAGUCGAUUCCUACAUUUAGCUAUUACUCUCCACCGCCGCCUGACGCCGGAGGGUACUAUCCCGGCGGUGGAAAUCCGCCGCCGCCAAAUCCAAUUGUUCCUUACUUUCCUUAUUAUUAUUAUACCCCACCUGGGUCUAAUUUCGUCUCUGCUGCCUCUGAUCGGGAACUCAAGGUUGCUGUUUUCUCUGUUAUCUUCACCACCAUGACCAUGUUCUUUAUCAUGAUCAUGAUCCAUUGAUUGAUUACUAGUUAGUGUACGUACCAGUACAGAAGACGGAAGAAAUUAACCGGUUGAGAAUUGAAUCAAUCGAACCAUGAAUUCGCGGCAACAAAUACUAUAAGAAUAAGGAUUGUUCUAAACUCUCUCAUGCAGCAGGCUGAUUAUAUCUCUCUUUUUAAUCUUUCUUGUUUUUGUUAAUGUUCUGGGUUUUCCUUAAUCAUAAUUGAUACCCAUUUGGACAAACUGAUCAUGUAUCAUCAUUAUAUAUUAUUAUUAUUAUUAUCAUUAGUUGUC
Molecule: messenger RNA, 870 nt
Organism: Impatiens glandulifera
Lineage: Eukaryota; Viridiplantae; Streptophyta; Magnoliopsida; Ericales; Balsaminaceae
Product: extensin-like
Exons: 1
Coding region: 40-594 (184 amino acids)
Source: RefSeq, a predicted model, not a curated record